AUGGAGAAUGCAAAGCAUUUCGUUUUGGUUCAUGGCACUUGCCUCGGAGCAUGGUGUUGGUACAAGCUUGUUACCCUACUCCGACAUGCCGGCCACCGCGUCACUGCGUUGGACCUCGAGGGUUCUGGGAUCCAUUCCAACCAGAUUCAUGAGGUCACUUCCAUUUGGCCAUUGAUGGAGUUCUUGGGUUCUAUUCAUGAAGAUGAGAAGCCUAUUUGCCUCAUUACACUUCCCUUCCCGGAGUCCUCAUACAAGAUCAUGGCUGUCUACGUGCGCAGGCCCAUGGAAGGAACCAGUCCACGCUCACCGUCUUCCUUCCUCGUUUCACUUUCUCAAGGCAGGCAAAGUGGGCAGCAGCAACCAACAAGUUAA
This is a messenger RNA of Malus domestica (apple), 372 nucleotides long. Its product is annotated as methylesterase 10-like. Gene Ontology annotation, molecular function: methyl indole-3-acetate esterase activity; methyl salicylate esterase activity; methyl jasmonate esterase activity. NCBI's taxonomy places the organism in Eukaryota, Viridiplantae, Streptophyta, Magnoliopsida, Rosales, Rosaceae. The record is from RefSeq and is a predicted model, not a curated record. Gene Ontology annotation, biological process: salicylic acid metabolic process; jasmonic acid metabolic process.